UUGCCCCUGAUCCCCCCCCUCGUCGGAACUAGGAGUUGCAGCGUUGCGGGCCCCGGGUCUCCUCUCCACUCGGUCACGUCCCUGGAGUGUCCUGACCGUGCGGGUGGGGAGAGCUUCCUCUAAGCCCGCGAUUCCCUCCCGAGGACUGGAAAUCGGCAGGCUGGCUUGCCUGGCUCUCUCAUUUCGUUUCUUUCCUCAGGACUGUCAGGGGGUUCGGCUGGAGGAAGAGAGGUGACUGACUGCCCUGGGUCGCUGCUGAUCCCCGACCAAGCGGAGCCAAAAUGUCCCCGGAAUCUAAAAAGCUUUUCAACAUCGUUAUUUUAGGAGUUGCCUUUAUGUUUAUGUUCACCGCCUUUCAAACUUGUGGAAAUGUAGCGCAAACUGUCAUCAGGAGCUUAAAUAGCACAGAUUUUCAUGGCAGUGGAUAUACCAGUUUAGCAAUUAUCUACGGCGUUUUCUCUGCUUCCAAUUUGAUCACUCCGUCCGUGGUCGCCAUCAUAGGACCUCAGAUCUCUAUGUUUGUCAGUGGCCUGUUUUACAGCAUGUACAUUGCCGUUUUUAUCCAGCCUUUCCCAUGGUCCUUCUACACGGCGUCUGUUUUCAUUGGAAUCGCGGCUGCUGUGCUUUGGACAGCACAAGGAAAUUGCCUGACAAUAAAUUCCGAUGAGCACACGAUCGGGAGAAACAGCGGGAUUUUCUGGGCACUCUUACAGUCUAGCUUGUUCUUUGGAAAUCUCUACAUAUAUUUUGCCUGGCAAGGGAAGACUCAGAUUUCAGAGAACGACCGGAGGACGGUGUUCAUUGCCCUGACGGUGAUAAGCCUCGUGGGGACAGUUCUGUUCUUUCUCAUUCGGAAACCAGACCCUGAGAAUGUCUUUGGAGAAGAAGAGUCUUGCGAUGACCAGGACAUGGAAGCCCCUGAGUCUGCCCAGAACAACGUGACAAAGGCAGUAGAUGCGUUUAAGAAGUCUCUGAAGUUGUGUGUCACCAAGGAGAUGCUCCUUCUGAGCAUUACGACUGCCUACACAGGUCUGGAGCUGACGUUCUUCUCGGGGGUGUACGGGACCUGUAUUGGGGCUGUAAACAAAUUUGGGACAGAAGAGAAAAGCCUCAUUGGACUCUCUGGAAUUUUCAUCGGCAUUGGAGAAAUUUUAGGUGGAAGCCUCUUUGGCCUGCUGAGCAAGAAUAAUCGCUUUGGCAGAAAUCCAGUCGUGCUGCUGGGCGCCCUGGUGCACUUUGUAGCCUUCUACUUGAUCUUUCUCAACAUGCCUGGAGAUGCGCCCAUUGCCCCCGUGGAAGGAACUGACAGCGGCGCCUACAUCACACCCAGCAAAGAAGUUGCCAUUCUCUGCAGUUUUCUGCUGGGCCUGGGAGACAGCUGCUUCAACACCCAACUGCUUAGCAUUUUGGGUUUUCUCUACUCAGAAGACAGUGCGCCAGCCUUUGCCGUCUUUAAGUUUGUCCAGUCGAUCUGCGCAGCUGUGGCGUUCUUCUACAGCAACUACCUCCUCCUCUACUGGCAGCUCCUGGUCAUGGUGAUAUUUGGGUUUUUUGGAACCAUCUCAUUCUUCACCGUGGAGUGGGACGCUGCUGCCAUUGUGGCCCGAGGCUCUGACUACCGAAGUAUUUGAUGAGGCCCAUGUCUCCAGGAAGCACAGCUGGUCACACCGCAGAGCUGGUUCAAGUGGCUGCCUGUCGGUGUCGAAACUGUUGGAUGAUGCUGAGUAUGGAAAGGGAAAGAAUCAACGCUGUCAGUUGGGCGGAUCCUAGCGGUUUAAAGCUGGAGGGCUGAAGGAAUCCUGUCAGUUACAGCCCUCCCGAGGUGUUUGUCCACCCACCGUCCUUGGAUCCUUACAGUCUCGUCUCCCUCAUCCUCAUUCUCCUGGGAAGAUCCUGCCUUGGUCGCCAUGUGUCUCUCAGGAUUCUUGUGACUGUGGAGUGUGUUCACUGCCUAGGAACAGGAAGCAGGUGCCACUCCACGUGUGGAUCUGGGACUGACUUCCAUAUAGAGAGUGAAGAUGUGAGACACAGCUGUCUUGAGAUAGAGUCUCACUGUGUAGCCCAGGCUGGCCUUGGACUUGCAGCCCUCCCCUGCCUCCAGUGUUGGGAUUAUAGAGUGUGCCCAGCACAUGGUUUAAAAUGCACCGUCUUUUUGACAUAGGGUCUUUUUUUUUUGUUGUUUUUUUGUUUUGUUUUGUUUUUUCGAGACAGGGUUUCUCUGUAGCUUUGGAGCCUGUCCUGGAACUAACUCUUGUAGAUCUGGCUGGCCUCAAACGCACAGAGAUCCGCCUGCCUCUGCCUCCUGAGUGCUGGGAUUAAAGGUGUGCGCCACCACUGCCCAGCUUGACAUAGGAUCUUGAUAUUCAGCCCUUGCUGGCCUGGACUUUGUACACCGACAAUACUCCUGCCUUCGUCUCUAGAUUGCUGGGGUGGUGAGAAUAUGUCACCGCACACACUCGGCGUGAGACUUUAGCUUCUCUUGAAAUGCUGUGUUGAACAGGUCCUCUUACCCUGCCAUUCCUAGUAAGGAGUGGCCAGUUACAUGUUCUGAAAUGAAGUAAAGACUGCCAUUUGUCAAUCACAAAAGCAGUAAAGAGAAGUGAAGAAUAUUUACUGGGGGACUUUUGCUAUGGUCUUCCUGGCAAUUACAAUAAAUAAUAACCUGUCCUCCU
Molecule: messenger RNA, 2672 nt
Organism: Microtus oregoni (creeping vole)
Lineage: Eukaryota; Metazoa; Chordata; Mammalia; Rodentia; Cricetidae
Gene: Mfsd11
Product: major facilitator superfamily domain containing 11
Exons: 13
Coding region: 282-1631 (449 amino acids)
Source: RefSeq, a predicted model, not a curated record